CGGCCACCGAUGGAAACUGACGGUUGGACGGCUGGCGCCGCGCAACCAAACUCGGGCAGUUUGAAACGCUCCCUCCCGCGCUGAUGAGAGUGCGCUCGAAAUACAGAUUAUCAAACAACUUGGCCUUUGUCACGUUGUAAUUCCUUGCAUUCAAAGUAGGAUUGAUGGAAUUCUGCAGAUCAACUAUACUGCACAAGGUGUGGAGCUCUGAAGUACAGUCACCAGAUAAAUUUAUCAAACAACCCUAUUUGGAUGGAAGUUUUCAAAUAUUACCAAUGUCUGACACCUUGUCCAUGCCAUCAUUUGCUGCAUAUCCAGUGGAUAAACCCUUCCUCAACGCUGACUUGAGACAGUCCCCAGAUAAGCCCAUUGUUGCAUAUCCAGAGAGUAAUAGUAGAGCGGUACUUUCAGCGUUAAGAAAUCUUCAAGAGAAGAUUCGCAGGUUAGAGCUUGAACGAACACAGGCAGAGGAAAAUCUGAAACGCAUCUCUAAGGAGACAGCAGAGUACAAAAAAAUGUUAGAUAAGAGCCAACAAGGAGCCGGUGACACACCGACAGAAGUAGCACAGCAUAAUAGAGCAUUGGCAACUCAGUUGUCAGCAGCUGAGUCUCGUUGUAACAUUCUGGAAAAACAGCUAGAGUACAUGAGAAAAAUGGUACAGAAUGCUCAAAUGGAACGAGGAGCAAUGCUACAGAGACAGGCAUCUUUGGAAAAGAAGAGCUCUUUGGACCAGACAGAUCUACAAUCAAAGCUUGAAAAACUUGACUUAAUUGAGCGAGAGUAUCUCAAACUCACAGCAACACAGACUGCAGCAGAGAAAAAAAUCUGUGAAUUAGAACAGAAGUUACAAGAGGAAGAACAUCAACGAAAACUAAUACAGGAUAAAGCCGCACAGUUGCAGACUGGCCUGGAAAGAAAUAGAAUUUUGUUACAAGCAGUGUCACCAAUACAACCAUCAGCACAACCAAGGGCAAAGAAAGUAAAGGAUAAGAAACAGCAUCUGGUGAAGAAGUCUUGUACAAACCAUUUUCAUGCACAACCCCAUUAUCGCUUUAAUCUGAGUGAUAUUCCAUUUGUUGCAGGAAAAUCAGCUAGUCCAAGUCAUUCAGUCCGUGCUAAUGUUCAGCAUGUGUUGCAUCUGUUGAAGCAACAUAACAAGAUCUUGUGCAAUGACCGAGUAGUCAGUGAGCAGCCAAUGGUCAAAAAAAAAGUCUCUAGAACCUCCAACUUGAUGACUGAAAGUUCCUCUGGGUCUACUAUAUCUUCCAAUUCCCAUGAGGUACUGUCUGAACUAUUGUUGACGUUACAAGAUGAAUUUGGACAAAUGAGUUUUGAGCACCAAGAAUUGGUUAAACAGAUACAUGAAGCAAAAACAAAUGCAAUGAGAGAAGACUUGGAGCGAGAGUUAGAAGCAUUGGUGAAAAGAAUGGAAGCAAAAGGAGAUCAGAUUGCUAAAGUCCGCAAACAUCAAGCAUCACUUAAAAAAUUUCAGGAAACAGUGAAGAAAAAGCAUUCUGCCGGAGGAGUGACAAAUCAGAGAAAAACUCGUGCUGCAAAUGAAGUGCAAGUUACAACAACUGUAACAACUAAAGGAAAAGAUGCUUCUGCUAUUAAAGUACGACCAGGAAAUAAAACCAAGGGGAGCCUUUGCUUGUUAAGAGAUAUGCAGACUCUACAAACCACUCUCCGAAAAGAUGAUGUGAAUUGGGUUUAUUGAAGGUAUUAAGUGUUGUGAAAUUAAUUCCAUGCUACACUUGUUUGCACCAGAAGAAUGUGCAUUUUAUAGCUGGUUCUCCAACCUUGGAUCAUCUUAAAGUGCUUUACAGUGAAUGAAGUACUUUUUGAAGUCAACAACUUUUGGGCUGUAAUGAUUUAAAAUUACUUAAUUCCACUCUUCAAAAACAAAACUUUGAGUUAUAUAUCUUUUGAAGGUGAAAUGUCAAGACUGUACACUUUGUAUAAGGACAAACUUGAUCCUGGUUUGUGGACCACUGCACUUCUGCAAUGUUGUCUUGUGAUUUCAGUGUUGUAUCUUCUGCACAUGUGCUCUUCCAAGUUACAGGUGCACAGUUUCAUGUAUAUCUCUUAUCUGGGAAGUUGGAAAAAAUGAAUCAGAGAUUCAACUUGAUCACCUACAACUUUAAAAGUAUAUUUACUCCUGUGAAUACUGCCCUUCAUGGUUAAGCAAAGUUUGAUGCUGUGACCAUUUUAGUGACAAUUAAUAUGGACUGAAGUUCAGCAAUGCUUUUAAAUUUUAAGCUUCAACUGAACCUGAAGAUUUUAUUUUAAAUGACCUUUGGGUUGGUAUACUUACUCAGGGAAGCCUAUCCAAAUAAUGUAUUCAAAAGAUAAGCUGAUUUAAAGUGACAAUCCUUUUUUGUAUUUUUUUUAUUUGUUAACUCUACAAUUACAGAUGUUUUCUGUAUAGAAUAUGCAGAAUUGUUGAUCUGGUUUUUAAAAUUUAGUAGACCAUGUUAAUAUUUUUAUACCUUUUGAUGCUACUGUUCAGCAACAUGUUGCCCCUCCACAAAUACUUAAAUAAUAAAUCUAUUUUACAAUCUUGAAUGUUUUGUUGGGUGGCUGUCAAGGUAUUUAUCCAAAACCUGUGUGCUUGCAGCACUUUAUUAACUUAUAGGCAUUUUUAUUAAUUAAACCUAAAUUUUUGUGUGCUUUAUGUAGGGUUGGACCAACAGAUUUCAACUAUAUUGAGCUCUGCUAAGACUGAAAGGAAUUUGUCUUGUGUUGAGCCUCUGUUUUUUUGCAUGUGAGAAAAUCCCUCAAUUCUAUUUGAGGGCUUUGCACAAGUGAAGCCUUGUGUCUGGCUAAUUCAGUUUAUUAGGAUCAAAUCUGUUGUACAUUUUUUCUUUUCAUUGCAGAUAGAUAAGUAAUUUGAAAAAUAAAUGUGGGUUCUGGAUUUUUUAAAUCCAAUUUUAUUUUGCUGUACCUUUUCAGAAAACUCUGUGACUCUUUGCUUAUUGGUGACUUGCCUUUUGGACUAUUUGUGGUGUGUGCAGUAAAUUUGGUAAAUGGGAUUUUAUUUUAGUUUUGCUCUCAGCAUUUGUUUCUGAAGUAUAUAGCAUUGGGCAAUACAUGCAGUAAAUUCAUGUGAUUCAUACUAUAUUAAUAUAUUAAUGGGUAUGAAUGUCAUGAUCAUCCUGAUUUUAAUACUCUCUUGGCUUGUAUGGAUUCUAGUAUUUACCCAUUUGUCAUUAAGGUAGUGGCUGAAUUCACAGGAAUUUUUCAGCAUAUAAGAUUAUAAGGUUACCAAAACUUUUUCUUGGUUUAAUUCAGUAGCCAAGUUUCCAUAAUGUAUUUCCUCUCUAACUUGUGGUGAGGUUGUAUUUGUGCUAGUGCUUUAAAACUAUAUUUUAACACCCACCUGAAUAUGUGGAACUAUUUGAAUAACUCAAGCUUUUUGAGUCGUCACUUUCUUUUUUGCACAUCUAUAACAACAGCCAAACAGUAUGUUUACAUUGAGUGGAGAAAGGAAAUAGAUCCUCACUCAAGUACUGGAUACAUCAUAAUAUAUUCUCAUCUCUGGGAUGAGUGAAGGGGAAAUAAGGAUAUGAAAUUUCUGUAGAUGUGUAAAUGGUUUUACUUGGAAUGUGAUCUUGUGAUUAUCAUGUGAAAUAAAUCAUAUUAAAAGGGGUUUUCUAAAUGGCAAAUGAUAAUCAAUAUGUCAAACAUGAAUUAAUCAGGUAAUUUUGCCACAAUGAUUGAUUAGUGCAAGUGGUCUAAAUGUAAUUUCAGUUUGGUGAGCUAUUUCUGGAAAAAUUGACUCAAUGGAGCAAUACACUAAUGUUUAAAUCUUGCAUGGUAGUGCUGCCCGCUAACAUUAUGAACAAAUCCAUAAUGUUCCAUCAGCAAUCUUUACUUUUGUUGAUGCAGAAUAGCUACCUUAAGUUCUACUUUUAAGUAUUUUCUUUGGAGGCAAUGGAUUUUGUUGUAUGAACACAAGUAGUAGUAGUAAUCCAUUUAGCCCUUUGUCUACUGCAAAGCCAUUUUCCAUCACAGUCCCUUUUCUCUUAAUGGCCAGAAAUCAAUCACUAUUUUGAAUUAACUACUGAAGCUCCACAGUACAGGUUCACCAUCUUUUGCACAAAGAAAUUUCUUGCUUUAGUUCUAAAGACCCAAUUCUGAAACCAUGCCCCUUGAUCCUAGAUUUCUUGGUUUGGGGGGGGGGGGGGGGGGGGUGGAAAAUCAUCUUCCCUACAUCUAGCCUGUUAAGCCUUUAAGAAUUUUGAAAAGUUCAAUCUAUCUCUCAUUAUUCUAAACUGAGACUGAUAUCACUAAGGAUGACCAGUUACUUUUUGCAGGUGCUGAGGGAGAGAAGCUAAAGAUAGAGAAAAUAUUUGCAGUACACAACUGAAUGUUAAAUGAAACGGGAGCAACAGAAGGCAGCAAAAUCACUUAAGGAGAAUAUGCCAAUUUAAGGCGGGUGGGGGUGGGGGAAUGUAAUCUGAAGGUAGCUCUUUCAUCACGAUGAUGGUAUCAGUGGGACAGUGGUAAAAGAUAUAGCCAGAGGCUACAUUUUGCCUUUCUCCCCACUGACACUGCCGAAUGCUUCCAACAUAUCGUUUUUGUUACAAUGCAAUCAGAGUUUUGUUUUGCUAGAAUCAGUACCGAUGCUCCAGGUAGUGUAGUGGUUAGCAUAAUACUAUUACAGCACCAGUGACCUGGGUUCAAAUAUGGCCACUGUCUGUAGGGAGUUUGUACGUUCUCCCCGUGUCUGCGUGGGUUUCCUCUCACAUUCCAAAGACAUAUGGGUUAGGAAGUUGUGGGCAUGCUAUGUUGGCACUGGAAGCAUGGCAACACUUGGGGACUGCCCCCAGAACAUUCUACGCAAAAAGAUGUAUUUCACUGUGUUUUGAUGUUCAUGUGACUAAUAGAGAUAUCUUAUCGCCUUGUGUAAUAAAUAAUAGGGUGUAAUAAAUACUUCAAUAUUG
Pristis pectinata (smalltooth sawfish) is the source of this 4947-nucleotide messenger RNA. RefSeq names its product centrosomal protein of 57 kDa-like. The coding region runs from base 165 to 1718 and encodes 517 amino acids. Gene Ontology annotation, molecular function: gamma-tubulin binding; identical protein binding; microtubule binding. NCBI's taxonomy places the organism in Eukaryota, Metazoa, Chordata, Chondrichthyes, Rhinopristiformes, Pristidae. Gene Ontology annotation, cellular component: centrosome. The record is from RefSeq and is a predicted model, not a curated record. The transcript has 12 exons.